This is a messenger RNA of Peronospora matthiolae, 1569 nucleotides long. The record is from the annotation of a GenBank genome assembly. Lineage: Eukaryota; Oomycota; Peronosporomycetes; Peronosporales; Peronosporaceae.
AUGUCAAUUUGUGACGACGACACCCAUCUGCAGCCGCUUCUUGACCGCUCGGAUGCUCACGAGAUACCUCCAACCGACAACGAGGUGCAUUCAGUUCCAAAACGGGAUAAAGUGAAGUCGAAGAUGGUAUUAUCAUGCGGCGUUGUUGCUGUUUUGGUUCUGAUGGUCCACAUGAUGUUCGUCGCGCUGCUGAUGAAGACAAUCGUGACUCUGGAGCAGUUGACUCUGCCGGAUUUAUGUCAUCGUGAAACGGUUGGAGAAAUGAUCCUGGAGCUCCAGAACCCGUCGUACUGCUCGCCAAUAGUGGGACCACUGGACAUUCGAUUCUCAAAGGAGAGCAUGACAUUCUUGCACGUUCACGUUGCUGCAUUUGAACUCCAAUCAGGGCUGACAACGGUGGUAUCUCCAGUACACUUUACGUUACUGGAGUCACCUCGAGAUUUGUACCAAUUUGUGCUUGCUGAAGAUGGAGAAAAUAUCCACGUCCAUGGCCAAGUUCCAGUUUCGAUUUCGUGCAUGUUGGUCCCCUUCACGAUCCAUUUGGACGUUUCAGACCUGCUGAGAGCAAAUACACAGCCACUCAUUACCACAUGGGUUCCGCCACAUUGGCGAUAUACCGUGGGUCUACCCAUGGAUAGUGCUGGCAUAGGGGCAUCAGGUAUCGUGAACGAGAUCAUGACGGAGUUGCAGCAUGUCGUGAAGCAAGUGCUUCAAACGAUUGCCCUUUCCCACUUCCACACGGAGGAAGACAAGCAAGAGGUCUUUGCUUAUACGGACGUAUCGAUCGAGUACGCGUCAAGAGUGCUCUGGAAUCUUCCCUCGCUUUCAAUUGCGGUCCAAUCUGUAGAAAGACAGACUCUUCUCGUGGCAGGGUUCAAGCGCUUUCUCUUGGGAAGCGGCCAGACUUUCAUCUCAGCUUUCACAGAAGUGUUCAAGAAUCAGACGGACCCUCUUCUGUCAAUGUUGCAAUCGUAUUUGUCAGGAAACGACGUUGAGCUUCACGUCCGUGGUGGUAAUGCUGAUACUGAAUGCUACUCAUUGCGAGUGCUUGAUCUAGUAGAUGUCCAGGUGAGCGUUCCCGCCAAGAUUGACAACAAGCCAGCAUUCCUUCGUGAGUACUCGAUCAAGCCAAUGCUCAAGGAGAUGGAUUCCAAGAACCAUGUAUGUUAUCUGGACUUGACAGUGUCGAUUCGGAUCAACAAUCCGUUGCCCAUUCAGUUGGACCUUUAUGGCAUCGAAUUGAAUCUGCUGUUCAAGAAUGACUCGAUCGAGAACAACCAUAGCUCCAAGUUCCUGCUGCACGUCAACAACACAAUGCACGUAGCAUGGAUGGCUCACGACGAAAACACCAUUGUGCUGAAAACAGCUGUGCACGAUUUCGAUUCCUGCGUAGAAGUGGUGACGUUCUAUCUCGAUAACCAGCUGUCUUUUGACAUCCAGCACGGUCGCGCAUCUCUGGGUUCUGAUCUUGGAAACUUCAGUAUUCCGUUCUCGGUCCAGGACAUUCACAUCAACCCCAGCCAAUCCGCAAAAGACGUCAGUCGCGCAUCACUAAUUGUCAAAAAGUAG